Molecule: messenger RNA, 1565 nt
Organism: Penaeus indicus
Lineage: Eukaryota; Metazoa; Arthropoda; Malacostraca; Decapoda; Penaeidae
Product: nicotinamide riboside kinase 1-like
Exons: 2
Coding region: 87-797 (236 amino acids)
Cellular component (GO): cytoplasm
Molecular function (GO): ribosylnicotinamide kinase activity
Source: RefSeq, a predicted model, not a curated record
ACUGCGUCGUGCGUUACAUACGGACACAGUGAGUCCCAUAAGCCUAAUCCUCCAUAACUGUCCAAGGAAACCAGCGAUCCCUACAGAUGGCAAGCAAGCAUUGGCUGGUGGUUGGUAUCUCCGGAGUCACUUGUGCUGGAAAAACCACCCUGGCUAAGAGACUCUUGGCUUCGCUCCCUACGCUAGCCGUCUACCUGGGCCAAGAUGAGUACAUUUACUCUGAUGAAUUCCCCGGCCACCUUUUGGCCCCUCCAGCACUCGGUGGUCUCAACAGGGAUUCUCUCAGGAGUAUCGACAUGGACAGGAUGGUUGAGGAUAUCCACGUGAUUCUUAGUACUACCAGUUCUCGCCCUGGCUCCUCCUCUGGGGUGUCGGUUCCGAGGGAAUGGGAGAGGGUUAACGCAGCGGCCCUGGCGGUUGGGAAACGACCUGCGCCAUCGUUACGGGAACGCUCUGCCUAUAUGCCAGUUCUGCUGCUUGAUGGUUACCUGCUGUUCAACCAUGCAGAAAUUCCGCCGCUCUGCGACCUCCUUUAUUUUAUUACUCUGCCGAAGGACGAGUGUUGGAAGAGAAGAAAGAAGAGGGUAUAUGCAUCACAGUGCCAAGAUGUAAAGCUGUAUUUUGAGUUGUGUGUCUGGCCAAAAUACAAAGAGCAUUUUCAACAGAUGAUAGAAUCUGUCAGUAACAUAUGCUUUAAAAAUGGGUGUACAGAUCCAGACACACUGUAUCUUAGUGUUUUUCAAGACAUUAUGCAAGAACUUGAGAUUAAUAAACAGUAUCGUUCAUUUCAUCACUGAACAACGGAAAGUUUGCAUAUAAGCAUGAAAUAGAAAAGAAAUGCUUAGAAUCUUUUCAUAGAUAACUUUAGUUGUUGGUCUGCACUUACAGUUAUUGGCCGAAGCCAGCCUAAUGCCCUUUUUGCGAAAUUUUGUCAAAGCAGCUGAGUCUCAUGAUCUUUGAUGAUAAUAAAUCCUCCAGAUUCAAACCUCCCGUUAAUUAUAAAUGUAAUGACAUUUUAUAUAAUCAAAGUCAAAGUGUUUUUCCAAGUUAUUUAAUCAUUUGAUAAUGUUACUACUUGCUUUUAACAAUUGCUAAUAUUGUUCCUGUUGUGCCUUAUGACAACGAACAUUUUCUGAUUGUACAUGUUUAAGUAAUUUUCAAAUGUAUGAUUCCAAUACUCGUCUUCAUCAAUGCAUGUUAGUCACAUUCCCGUCCGAAUUUCGUAAAUAUCUAAAGAAUAUCACUGUAAAGUAGAACAUGUUGUCAUAAACCUAUGUCAUAUUCAUAUCCAGUAAAUACUCUUUAAAAUGUGAAGGAAGGAAGAGAGAGAGAGAGAGAGAGAGACAGAGACAGACAGAGAGACAGACAGAGAAUCUUUAUUAUCAGAUGCAUGAACUUUCCAUUCGUACAAAGCGCCUUAACACUUUGACGUCAAGCGGUCAGAGGGACUAACCACUUAAUUUAAUGCCCGGUAUACCUUUUCCCCAUUUUUUUUUUCUUGUAAUGAAUUCAUAAACAAUAUUUGUACAUAAAAAUUAUCUUAAAUAAACGAAUGAUAUUUUCAA